Molecule: messenger RNA, 5008 nt
Organism: Choloepus didactylus (southern two-toed sloth)
Lineage: Eukaryota; Metazoa; Chordata; Mammalia; Pilosa; Megalonychidae
Gene: PARM1
Product: prostate androgen-regulated mucin-like protein 1
Exons: 4
Coding region: 317-1246 (309 amino acids)
Cellular component (GO): late endosome; early endosome; plasma membrane
Source: RefSeq, a predicted model, not a curated record
AGGGGGGUGGCCCAGUCAGCUCUGCCCGGCCCAGGUGGGAGGAGUUUGGCGGCGGCGGGCGCGGUGGCGGAGGCGGUCUCCCGCUCCAGCUACUGGGAUGGAGUAGAAGCACGCCGGGCGCUGUGGGAUUCGCGGCUGACGCACCCGUGCCGCGCUUGCCUCGCCUCCCCGCCGGCAGCCAGAGCUUCUUGGGUGGAGCGCGCCUCCCCGCUCCCACCGCAGCCCGCCGGGCAGAGGAGGAAUCAUUCGCCCCUUGCGCUCUGUCAGUCCCUGCAAACUGUCCCGCCGCCGGCGCCGAGAUUGGCUCCCGGGUACCAUGAUCUGCAAGACUCUCUUCGCCUUUUGCAUCUUCACGGCAGGAGUAAGGGUACAUAGUGUGCCUACAUCAGCUUCCUUGCCUGUUUCUCUUCCGGCAAAAAUUACUCUGCCGACAGCCAUCUGGACUAGUUCUCCGCAAAGCAAUCCUGCAGCCACUGUCUCCCCUACCAGUGGCACACACAGCAAUUCAUUACUACCAAUUACAUCACUAGCCCAAACAGUUCCACCUUCCAGAAACAUUUCUAUAUUGUCCAAAGAAGAGAUCACUAGCCCAGCUUCGAAUUGGGAAGGCACAAACACAGACCCUUCACCUCCUGGAUUCUCGCCAACAAGCAGCAGCGUCCCUUCUUCAAGCACCCCUGUUGAGCACAGCUCAGGCAUUCCUGAAGCAAGCGUGCCAGCUACAGGGUCACAGUCACCUGCUGAGUCUCCUACACACACCUCGCCUCAGGCUCCAGCUUCAUCACCCUCAAUCCCAUUCACCUCACCACCUGAGGCUUCUUCUGCCAAGGCCACCACUGAGCACAGCUCAGCUGUGACCAGGACCAAGCCCACGGGAGCCCCAAUCCCACCGGAGUCCCAAGCAGAGGAGCACAGCCCUGGCCCCACACCCACUCCACGUACCACAGCUGAGCCGGUGGCCAAGGAGACAACGCCCCAAGCAACUGUGCCUGCCAGGGUGACCUGUGAGCUGAUAGACACCGAAACCACCACCGCCUCCCCCAGGGUGAUCAUGCAGGAAGUGGCGCAUGCAUUAAGUUCAGGCAGUAUUGCCGCCAUUACUGUGACCGUCAUUGCCGUGGUGUUACUGGUGUUUGGAGUUGCAGCAUAUCUGAAAAUCAGGCAUUCCUCCUACGGAAGGCUAUUAGAUGACCAUGACUAUGGAUCCUGGGGCAACUACAACAACCCUCUCUAUGAUGACUCCUAACAAAGGAACGUGGACUGGGAUAAGGAACAACUUUAUAAGUGCUUACCCAGUAGAAUUUAUAACAAGUACCAGAUGCGCACUGAACGACAAUCUUAAGCCCUGUUUUGUUGGUGAUUGUUUUUUUUUCUCCCUCUCCUCUGGCUUCCACAACUUCCCCUUUCUGAUACAGAAAGAACCAUUAUUUAAAGGUGAAUCAAGGCUGACUUGCAGCUGAAAUGGGUCAAAAUGGAGCCAAUCCAGUUCCAUCAUGGUGGAGGCUUCUGUUCCUGCAACAGGACCCACUUGGAGAGGAACUGAGGGAGAGGGAUUGAAAAAAUAAUUUUGUUGGGGUUACUUUUGAGGGAGUUUUUUAUUUGUGGUAUUCCUUAAAGCUUUAUCUAGGAAAUUGCAUCAAAUGUCAUUGAGGGGAAAGGAAAUGAGUACUAAGAGGCACUCACUCUGCAUGUGAGGAAGCAGGGGUUUCUCAGGUUCCAGUUUAAUCUCUGUUUAUCUGGUUUGUGUUUGACAGGAAACCUGCUCAGCUCUCCAAGCUCUAUAGCUUCUUUGCUGCCUAAUUAUUGAAAGAUGAAAAUAGAAAGUGCCCUGGAGGAAGCCAAGAGGCCAAGAGGCAGAGUAGCAGGUUGCUAGCAGAUCUCAGUGUGCCCUCUACCUGUCCCCCCCUCCAGGUCACCCACCCCUGCUAAGGAUGCUGGUACUCCUCAACUUCACCUGGAAGUUUUCAGUGGAGUUGUAGUUCCAAAGGAUAAGGUUAUGAGAGGAGCUUAUUAUAGAAGAGAAAGGGAGAAGACUGUGGAAUGAGCAUAUGGUGGGGAGAUGGGGUAUGUGUGUAAGUGUUCAAGGAAUGCAGGAGUGCAGGAGGGGAGGAGCUAACAUAUAUUGAGUAGCUCAUUAGGAAAAGUGGGAAUAAGCUCUCCAUGACUGUCAGACAUCCACUCCUUGAGGGAGCCCAUGGAAUCCUUGCUUUUCACCCUUAAAGCAACUGGUUCACUGCCUGGGUCUGCUGAAUAAUGGUUGUAAACUGUUUAAAAAGGAAAAAAAAAAAAAAAGAGGGAGAGAUUGGCACCAGAGUAUCAAUAAUUGCUCAGUGAGGCAUUUCCAUAGGAAACUGACAUUAUGGUUAAUCCCUUUUUCCUUCUUAUACCCUUUUCUUACUAAUUCUUCCCUUUAGUAGCUGAACAUCUCUGGGUAUAUAGUAGUCUUAAAAUCCUCCAUAAUGAAUUUUGAGAAAGAACUAAUAAUCUUUGUAGGCAUCUGUUUGUUGCAUCAGUUCUCAACCAGGAGGCAAUUUUACCCUCCAAGGGACAUUUUUUAAUUGUCACAAGUAGGGGAGUGCUACUAACAGGUAGAGACCAGGGGUGCUGCUAAACAUCUUAGAACACACAGGAUAGUCUCCCACAACAAAUGUUAGUAGUGCUGAGGUCGAGAAACCCUAAUUUAUCGUGAUGCCUACUGUGAACAGAACAAGACAUUCAAAGAUGAGUCAUACUUUUUUAACAAAACAAAAUGAUUUGUCAAGUUUUUAUCUUGAAAGUGCUUAGUUUGUUGGUUGGUGGGUUGUUUUAGCAUGCCUGGUCGCCUUUUUAUUUCUAUGUGUUUUCUAAAGAGCUUUAUUUUAUGACUCUGACACUGUCCUCCUGUAACACCUGGUAUUAGCAACCAGCAACUUACGUCCUGAUUUCAUAUAGUAGAAAACAUACUUUGGGUUCUUUUUCAAAACGUGCUCUAUUGUCCCACAAUGUCAUUAAAACUGGGUCAGCUUUUAUUUCUAAGCUUGGGCCUUGCUGCCGUGACUCUUGUUUAGUUUACAGAAACUUGACCCUCAGCUCAUCUUGUCACUUGCUCUGGUCCAGCCAAGUACUGACAUGAAAACCACUGCUGCAGUGCUUUUCUAAGCCUCUCUGUUGUCAGAGAUACUGGGAACAGGGCCCUUGUCCUUAGUCUGCCCCCCUGCACUCUAAAUGAGGCAUUAUUCCUAAACACCCUAGUAAGGUGCCAAAGGAGAAUGAAUAACCCCCAGAGUUAUUUUAUAACAGGAGGGAUAGUGAAGAGUGGGCUUCUAGGAAUUAUGAUAUCUCUGGAUAUUUAAAGAAACGUGAACCUUCUCAGACAGAAAUGGUGAGGAAUGUCCAAGGAUGCCCUCUGGCUGUCCUUGGUUGUGUCAUCUUGUACUUGGUCCCUCUUCCCCACCUCCACCCCUUUCACAGAGUUUUCAGUUUGGCAAAGGACAAGUUGACAAUAACAAGAUAUUCCAUUUGUUUUUGUUUUUUGUUUUCUUUUUCUCCCUUGGGCAAAAACAUUUUGACUAAGUGUCCAUAAAACACCUCCUUGGAACAGCGCAUUGCUGGAUGUUGUUUCUAUCAUAAAUACGGGGUCAGACUCAGCAACAGCAUCUGAUUGGUUUGUUGCUCUUAUUAACUUCAAAAUCCUUAUGGUGGAGAGAGGGAGCUGGGCCUAAAGCUAGGUAACAGUCUCCCAUAAAAACUCUAAUGCUCUUUAUCAUGUUAGAAUAAAAUACCUAUAGGUUGAACCUUAUUUUACCAAAUUAUUUUCUGCUUCUGAGUUGGCCAAAGGAUUUUAGCAAUUGUAUUCUGCAAAUGUUACUUACACACACACGCACACGCACACUCACAUCUGAAAUAUAGGCCAAUAAUUGAUGUCAUUUACCUCAGGGAGAGCGUCUGUUCAGGUCUACCCAGGGGAAGUGGCUCCAGUGGCUCUGCAUGAACUACACCUCAUCUGUGAAUAGGACUAGUCCUAAACAUUUAGAGAGAACAUCAGAGCAGUUAAGAGGCAAGUGGCGUCUUCUAGACAAUAGAGUGCAAGUUCAUUUAAGAGUGUGAUUCAACUUACUUUCUUUUCCCCUUACCCUGAUGAAAUCUCCUGCCUUCUCUAAACUUGUUUCUUCGUUUCUAAAAUAGAGUGAUGCUUUCAUAUUGACCUCACCCCACACUACCUCACAGAUGCAUUGUGAGGAUUAAUGAAAUCAUGUCUACAGUGUUUCCAUUUUCUGGACAAAAUAUUUAUAGGUAUUUUAAGUAUUACAUAAAUAUGUAAGUGAUAUUGGUUUCUUGUUUGCUGUUAUACUGGCAUGUUGUUUCUACUUAAAUCUGUGGAACUACAGUUGCAUCAUGGCCACAUGAGACAGCUCUGGACCACCCCCAGUGCAGUCUCUGACUGCAGGGUUAACCAGGCCUGGGGCCUAGAAUGAUGAUUUCCAUCUCCAAAAGAAAGGAUAGUCCAGGAUAUGGGUCUCACAAACUCUUAAGUCAGGAUCUGGUAAGUCAGGGUAGCACAGUGUGGAUAUACAAGCAACGAAGACAUUGACUUCUGGCUUUUACCAUGCUGGACUCUCAUAGGUCCUUUGCCAGAAUUGAUUUUGGUUUGAUAUCAUCUGUUUUCCCCAUAUCUUGCUUGCCAGGAUACCUCGUUCAAUCUCUGGCAUCUGGGAAAUGACUUUUGCAAUUGAGCCGGAUGCUAAUUUGCACGUUGAUUCACCUUCUUUGCCUUUAACCUUUUUCUUUUUUUUUUUUUGGCAAAUGAAUGUAUCACUUCAACUUUGAUUUUUAAAGUCGUAGUUGAUAUUGGUAACAUUGCUAACCAAGAGACCAAUGUCAGAUUGUUUUCUUGGGGUGUGUUAGCCAACAAUAUCAAAAGAUGGGAAGACGUGUAACUUCUUUGAUAUCUGAUGUCACUGUAUCCACAUCUGUUGUAAGACAUAUUGCAUACCAAUUGUAAUUAUAUUAAAAUUCUUUAAAGCUUGCA